UUUCCGGUCGAACCUUUUGCAAGACGAACCCAGUGCAACAGUGACAGAAGUCUACUUUUAUUUUUUUUAAUGUAGCAGUAUAUCACUAGUUCACAGUUUAUUAUUCUUUAGUCACUAGAAUAGCUUUCACAGGAAGAGCCUAAACAACCGAGAGGCUAAGCUAAGCUAACGAGUCAUGAUCCUGGUGGACCCCGGUCUGUACAUUGGCACCGCGGCCGAUCUCAAUGACAGGCAGGCACUGGCUGAUGCCGCUGUCACUCAUGUCCUGUCUGUGGACUCUGUCGACCCCACCCCUCAGCUUCCCGCUGAUGGUGCCUUCUGCAUGAAAUGGAUCAACGUCUUAGAUGAGGCGACCUCUGACCUCCUGAGUCACCUGGACGACUGCUACCUGUUCAUUCAGGAGGCUGUGGUUGGAGGUGGGGCUGUCAUUGUUCACUGUCAGGCCGGUCGAAGUCGCAGUGCCACCAUUGUGACUGCUUAUCUAAUGAAGAGAUACCAGCUGGGCUUCAUAGAGGCCUACCACAGACUGAAGAGUGUCAAACAGGAUGUACAGGUCAACAGUGGUUUUGAGGAGCAGUUGUAUCUUUAUGAGGCCAUGAAGGGUGAAGUGGACGCCUCCAGUCCUCUGUACAAACAAUACAGACUGAAGAAGAUCACUGAGAAGUACCCUGAGUUGCAGCAGAUUCCCAGGGAGCUGUUUGCUGUUGACCCUGCCCACUCCAGCUCCUCUGAAGUGUCCUAUCGCUGCAGGAAAUGCAGACGAACUCUGUUCCGUGGCUCCAGUAUUCUCAGUCACCCAGUAGGAGAAGGAGCGUCAGCCUUUGCUCACAAGAAGUUCAGUAACUUCACUGAAGGCGUCCAGUGUACAUCUUACUUCAUUGAACCAGUGCAGUGGAUGGAACAAGCUUUACUUGGCGUGAUGGAUGGACAGCUGUUGUGUCCUAAGUGCAGCUCUAAGCUGGGCUCUUUCAGCUGGUGUGGGGAUCAGUGUUCGUGUGGCCGCUGGGUCACUCCCGCCUUCCAGCUGCACCGCAACAGAGUGGACGAGAUCCGACAGCUGAACAUACAGACAUAAGAACAGGUCCUCACACAGCCCUGUGAAAGUGUAGAAGACUGGUCAAAAUCUUCUCACUGCCAAAGUAUACAACUCAAACCGGUCCCACAUACUAGAAGAUGAUCAAACUCACACCUACACAAAUGACUGCAGGCUCUGCAGCCAGAAAAAUACAGUGAUUUAAUACAAUCUGUAAAUUCCAGUUGUGUGAAGUUUUGUACAACAAAUUUUCAAGGGCACUUUCUUUAACCUUAACUUUUUUUUCAAUAAAAAAAUUUAAAAAUGUGUUGCUAUGACAUGU
Messenger RNA from Paralichthys olivaceus (Japanese flounder), 1355 nucleotides. RefSeq names its product dual specificity phosphatase 12 (gene dusp12). Gene Ontology annotation, molecular function: protein tyrosine/serine/threonine phosphatase activity. Gene Ontology annotation, cellular component: nucleus. Gene Ontology annotation, biological process: protein dephosphorylation. NCBI's taxonomy places the organism in Eukaryota, Metazoa, Chordata, Actinopteri, Pleuronectiformes, Paralichthyidae. The record is from RefSeq and is a predicted model, not a curated record.